Molecule: messenger RNA, 1164 nt
Organism: Salvia miltiorrhiza (redroot sage)
Lineage: Eukaryota; Viridiplantae; Streptophyta; Magnoliopsida; Lamiales; Lamiaceae
Exons: 3
Coding region: 541-1164 (207 amino acids)
Source: RefSeq, a predicted model, not a curated record
AGCAAGAGAGAUUGGAGUUGGUCCCAGAUGAAUUUGAAGUCACCACUAUGUACUACUUGUCUACCGUUGGAAUUUAUAUGGGGGCACAGUAUAACGAAGGCCAUAAUCACGAUUUUCAGGACAUCCCUAUCCAAGGUGAAGAGCCAGAACAAGAAUAUGAAGUGCCAUUGCAUGACACCAUUGUACAGGAGGAAGAAGUGUCUCUGCAUGAUAUACCUAUUCAUGCGCAUGAUUUGCCCGCGACAGGGAUGGAUAGACGGGCGCGGAGUUCAUCCUCCCGCGGAGGGGGUUCUCGUGGACGAGCUAGGGAAAAGCGUGUUAGGCCACCUACUACAUCUUCAUCCUCUAGUAGCGGCAAUCAUAGUAACCGACCUGUAGACCGUGCCUAUCUAGAUGCCACUGUGAGGAGGAUGGAAGAGGCACAUGAAGAGAGAUUGAAGCGGCACAGCGAAUCUAUAGAGGCACGGGUGAAGAGGACUUUGAAGGAGUUUUUAGUGGAACUGAAGGGAUUUUUAAGUUGUAAGAGUGUUCAAGCUAGGGAUGUACAUUCCCCUGCUCCUCGACCUACACCGACAUCCGAGGCAAGACUAUUUUGAUGAUAUACGAGACGAGGGUGCCGAGGAAGGCGAUGAUAUACGAGAUGAGGGUGCCGAGGAAGGCGAUGUUCCUCGUGAUGAUAAUGUGACACAAUCGCCAUAUGUUCCUCAGUUUACUCAGUUUGAGUGUGGGAGCACAUCUUUUUUGGGCACUGAUGCCGAGAUCCCUCGUUUCUCCAACCCAAUUGAUCAAAUGAGAGCAUGUUUUGAUUACAUGGGAGAGGAGAUGGUUAGUUUUGGAGAGCCCUCCCAACGCAUUGAGGCGCCGGUAUUGCCCCGUAGAAGUACACGUCAGAGAUUCUCAUCUCAACAGUUGGAGUCCCCGUAUGCUGCAUCUGGAGAACCCAGACUAGUUUCAACAAAGGAGUUGGAUAACUUCAGGUCCUUCCUUAAUGGAAACGAUUCUGGGGCAACCGUGCUGGAAAGUAACCAUAAUCUAUCGAAGAAUUGGUUCAAGAACAUACUGAAGCCUGAUGCUUCUCUUCAUCAGGAUGUUAGUUUUGGAGUUGUUCAUAUUGUGCUUGCAAUCCAAGUUGAUGCAUCGGGUUUCUCUUCUCCCAUUUGUUAA